GGUUGUAAUUAUGUAAAUAAACAGCAAAAAAUUUUAGAUUUAUAGAAAGUAUAUCAUUGAUCUUUUUUUUUUUAUUUCUGAAGUUUUUUGAUAAAUAAAUAUUAUAAUUUAGUGAUAUUCCUGUACAAUGGAUUUUAAACCAAAACAUUUUUUAAGAUGUCACUCUAAAACAGAUAAAGAUUCUGCUGACGUAUCUACUCAAGUGUGGCAAGCAAUUUUUGAACCUAAUAUUGAUUCGAAAGGUUCCUUUCUAGUUGCUACAUGUGGAGGAAAUAAGGUUUGUGUAAUUGAUGUGAGAAGUGGAGUAGUUCAGUAUAGAUACUCGUAUUCAAAAGGUUUACUUUACACUCUAUCAUGGUGUAUGUCAUGUCAACCUAAUAAAAUACUAGCAACUUCAGGGACCUAUAGUAGUAUAGUUUUUAUUGAUUUAUCAUCUAAAUCAGCAUAUCUUACAUACGAUCUUACUCAAAGAAAUAAAAAAAUUUUUGUUAGUUCUAUAUUAUUCCAUCCUUAUGAAAAAAAAUUGUUUUGUGCUUUAAAUAUUGGAAACAUUCAUGUACUUGGAUUCGAUGUAAUUAACUCUCAAGUUGUAAAUAUUGAACAACUAAAUAUAAUAGAAACAGAAAAGGAAAUUUUUGGGUUAACAUGUUGUGAAAAGAAUAAUUAUUUAUUAAUCUCUACAAACAAAAGUCUGUUGGGUGUAACAAUGAAUAAAAUACUUGAACAUAGUCUAAAAACAAUUGUUUUUGAACUUCCAUCAAAUCCUAACGAGUUGUAUAAAAACCAAUAUGAAAAAGUAAUAGAUUCUGUUGAAGUGAUUAGUGGUAGUUGGAUAAUUACUAAAGUUGCAUUACACGGUGUCAUGUAUAUUUUUAAUCUUGAGAGUGCAUUAUCAAAAAUUAACAAUGAUAAAUGUAUUAUUGAGCCAACAUAUGUGUUAAAUUGGAGUGAUUCAGAUAACUAUUUCAUGAGUUGUGGUGUUGGUUUAGAUGGAAAAAUUGUUGCAUGUGGUGAUGAUAAAGGAGCUAUAUGGAUUUAUGAUCUAAAAGACUUGAACUUUAAAACUAAUAAUAAAAAAGAAGUAAUUGAUCCUUGCAAGAUUUUAAGGUGGCCAAAACCUCAUGACAAUUAUUUGAAAAAAAAGAAAAAACUUGAAGUGGAUGUAUAUGAUAUAGUAGUUGCUAAAAGUGCAAUACAUUCUAGUGGUAAUUACCUCGUUGCUGUCACAAAUAACAAUUUUGUUUGUAUAUACUCUAAAGCAUAAAUAAUUAUAAUUUUUUUUGUAAAUACAUUAUUUUUGUAAACUCAAUAAAUAAAACAUUUUUUUAAAAAACUAAAAAACAGGUACAUAUUUUUUGCAUUUAUUUUUUUCUCAUAAAAUUACAUAGGAGAUAAAUUACAAACAAAAUUAUAUUUUCAGAUAAAAAAAAAAAAAAGACAA
This is a messenger RNA of Daktulosphaira vitifoliae (grape phylloxera), 1441 nucleotides long. Its product is annotated as leucine-rich repeat and WD repeat-containing protein 1-like. Gene Ontology annotation, cellular component: nuclear origin of replication recognition complex. The coding region runs from base 128 to 1264 and encodes 378 amino acids. Gene Ontology annotation, biological process: chromatin organization; establishment of protein localization to chromatin. The transcript is spliced from 6 exons. Lineage: Eukaryota; Metazoa; Arthropoda; Insecta; Hemiptera; Phylloxeridae. The record is from RefSeq and is a predicted model, not a curated record. Gene Ontology annotation, molecular function: chromatin binding; protein binding.